Messenger RNA from Fonticula alba, 594 nucleotides. RefSeq lists its product as hypothetical. The record is from RefSeq and is a predicted model, not a curated record. Bases 1 to 594 code for a protein of 197 amino acids. Lineage: Eukaryota; Rotosphaerida; Fonticulaceae. The transcript is spliced from 4 exons.
AUGGUUUCCGGCGCCGCGGGCUUGCGACCCCCCAGGGCCCCUGAGACACCCCUGCCCACCACUUCCGGGCGCGAGGGGCUGGUACAAUCCGCGUCCCUGGUGGAAGCGGCGUGGCAGAUGAUCCUCGGAUUACACCACAUCAUGCGUCGCACUCUUGCCGGCCCUGGUUCCUCCACCAGCACCUACAAGGCCACCCACGACCCCGGCCGCAUGUACGGCGCCGCCCCCACCGGCCCCGGCUUCCGUCGCUCCGGUGAUCUGGCCGGCCCGACCUCCUCGCACGCCGGGUACACCUCGACCCACGACCCGGGUGCCAUGGCCCCCGCCGGCAACACCGACGGCAACUACCACCGCCCGAUGGGUAACCGCGCUGGCCCGACCUCCUCGCACGCCGAGUACACCGCCACUCACGACCCCGGCAAGCAGGCUGACCCCGGCAAGCAGGCCCCGGCCGGCAACACCGACUCCGGCUACCACCGCCCGAUGGGCGACCGUGCCGGGCCCACCUCCAGCCAUGGCACCUACACCGCCACCCAGGACCCCGGUGUCCAGGCCCCGGCCGGCAACACCGACUCCGGCUAUCACAACCAGUAA